Messenger RNA from Penicillium mononematosum, 327 nucleotides. RefSeq lists its product as uncharacterized. The transcript is spliced from 2 exons. Lineage: Eukaryota; Fungi; Ascomycota; Eurotiomycetes; Eurotiales; Aspergillaceae. The record is from RefSeq and is a predicted model, not a curated record. The coding region runs from base 1 to 327 and encodes 108 amino acids.
AUGAACAUCCCACGCCAUUUCUGCGACAUACUCAAGUUCCUCUUGGCGAAGAGCGAUGUCACGUUCGCCUUGAUUGGCAUUGACCGGCUGGAGAAACAAAUUCUCGAAAGGGACGACCAAAGGCGCGCCAGUGACGCGAACCGGCUGACCCCAAUAUAUCAGAACGUCACAUCUGGCCAUAUCUGGCCCAUAAAUGUGGUAGAAUGGGAGGUUUUUAAUGAAACGAUCCGCGAUGUCUCGGCAGGCGAGGGCAUCCUCGAGGCUGUCAUGGCCCGGGCCUUGUUGGGUGUUGCGUUCCAGGUCCGCGUUCACCUUAACGAGGUAUAG